AAGGUUGGCAAUGUUUGGCUUAUUUUCUCUUUUUCUUUGGGACAAAUGCUUGAUUUUUUUUACACUAUCAGUAUCAGUUUCCAUUACAGCUAUUCAUCAUAUAACUUGGCUCUUAAGUAAAUUUGAUUCUUUGAAUAUUUUUUCUUAAUUAAAAAUAGAGAUUAAAAAUGAAAAUUUUCUUGCCAUAUUACUUUCCACUAAUAGAAGGGCAUGUUAUACACAAAAAUAUGCCCAAAAUUCAAGUUUUUGAGCGCUCUGGUGAAUACAAAAAUUAUUCCCAAGUUACUAAUGAAAAAUAUAUUGCAACUGUACAAAAAUUAGUAUUUUGGGGCACAAAGUGAUAUCUUAAUGAUUUUUUAAAGUGUGUGCUGUAUACUGCAUGGGCUCCAAUAUAAUUUUAAUCCUGUUGGCCCAAAAUAGUUAUAUUUUUAACUAAUAUUACACAUAAUGAAUGAAUUAAAAGUAGAGGAGCGUUUACUCACAGACUGUUAUUGUCGCCAUCUUGCCGUCUUAGUUAUCGUAGCCUAGCUACAAGAAGCGUAUAGAGGGCGACAAUAUCAUGAGCAGUGCAAAAUUAGAAUUUAAAAAAUACUUGUAGUUGUAUCGGCCAAUAAAUAUCAUGAAUCUUAGCUGAAAGAUAAUGCUUUGAGAUGCCUCCACUCAGCAAUCGAUAUGUCUCAAGCUGCUAAAUCAAAUUAUCAAUACUUGGUAUCAAAAUAAAGUUAAAAAUUUCUCAUGAUCAUCCCAUUUUGAAAAUGGCAUAAUUGUUAUCAAAUUAAAAGCAUGAAAGAUUCUGUUUUUUUUCUCCAGGUAUCACUUGAACAUGAAAUUCUCCUUCAUCCAAGAUACUUUGGACCGAGCCUACUCAACACUGUCAAACAGAAGUUGUUCACUGAAGUAGAAGGGACCUGUACUGGGAAGUAUGGCUUCGUCAUUGCUGUUACGACCAUUGAUAACAUUGGUGCUGGGAUGAUACAACCAAGCAGGGGCUUUGUUCUCUACCCAGUCAAAUACAAGGCAAUAGUAUUCAGACCAUUCAAAGGAGAGGUAGUAGAUGCUGUAGUCACACAGGUCAACAAGGUUGGCCUUUUCACAGAAAUUGGACCUUUGUCAUGUUUCAUCUCAAGACAUUCCAUUCCAGCUGAUAUGGAAUUCGACCCCAACUCAAAUCCACCAUGUUACAAGACGAAAGAUGAGGAUAUAGUAAUACAGCAAGAUGAUGAGAUCAGGUUAAAGAUAGUUGGAACCAGGGUUGAUGCAUCAGACAUUUUUGCUAUUGGAACACUCAUGGAUGAUUAUUUAGGUCUUGUGAGCUAACGUCCCAUAAUGCAUUUCAACCUGAACAUAUUUAUGGACAGAAGACACAACAUGAGUCAACUUUAUGGAUAUCAUUCACUUAUAAUUUAAUAGUCAUACAUCUUGGUAGAAUUUGAACUUUCUUUGAUUUCUAUGAUCACUGGUAUAAUGCUUACAAUAGGGAACUUUCAAAAGAAAUAUAAAUGGGAGAGAAGACAGUAGUUUCAGAUGAAAAGGCACCUGAAAGAAUUUUUGAGUCAUGUACAAUCACAUCUUUUAGUGGGAAUCAAACCAAAUAGCUCUUUAUAGAUUUUUUUUGCAGAAAUGAAUAAAUGUCACAUGGAAUUUUGGAAAGCCAUCGUGAAAGGCUGCAUGAGGCAAAGUGGUUGACACCUCUCAUGCUAUAGAGAUACCGAAAGAAAAUCAGGGGGCCAUAACACAAAACUAAGUGAUUGAUCAUACAGUUGAUUUGUACACUUGAUGGCACAUAAUGAUCAAUGUAAUCGAUCAUAAAAGUUAACCUUAUGAUGAAGCACAUUGCUUUGUAUUAUGAGGCCCAGGACUAAACAUGCACAAAUGGGUCUUUAUCUGAAUCUUCCUCCCCCAAUUGUAUUUCAAAGGUAUUUUCAUGUUAGAAUAAAUUAUUUCCAUCACAACAUCAUGGAAAAUGUUAUCUUUAAUGAAUAGCUCACAGGCUACAUCUAUUUGGCAAGGUAACUGGAGAGUAUAUCCAGACAAUGAAACUCAAGUUACAAUGUUUAACUUGCAUGCUAUAUAUUAACUCUCAAUGUGCCAUUCACUGCAAUCAGCGAGUGCCACUUUUUUUUCAGUCUAUAUUUAAAUGUUUUAUUUAUAAAAAAAGAUAAUCACUCAUGAGACAAUAAUGUUAAACCUCUUGAUCAUAAGCUGAACUGAACAAUGGAAUCACUCAUGCAUGCAAUGCACUCUUCAAAAUGCAAUAGGCAUAACAAUAGCUGUAUGACCAUUGCACGAAAAUGUGUUCGUGGCACUCCAGUGGAUGCACAGAUAUGUGUUCAUGGCACGUUAAGGGUUAAUUGGAAAUCUUGAGGAAUCACAAUAGUCUCUCAGGCAGACGUCAUUUACAAUUCUGCAGUCAAAUUUUGAAAAGUCCAAGUAUUUCCAGCUCUCAGACCGAUUUGUGUAUUGCAGAAUUUAGGUUACUUGAACAAUUGUUGAAUUAAAUCAUGGCAUUGGAGAAGGGAUGAUUUCUUCCACAAAGUAGUCAUUAUCAGUUUCUGUUAUUCACCCAAAAGCCUUUUGAAAAACAUCUGCCUCAAAAUGUUACCAAUAUAAUUCUUUUAGAAGUUUAAUGGUUACUUUAAUUCUCAGAUAAACAUCUUUAAGAAGAAGUUCAAGGUGAUAAGUGGUACUGGGUAAAAAAAAUAUCGCUGAUAUAUCGCUGAAUAUUACAACAUGCCUUUUUGCUUCUGAUGAAUACACUCUUAACCCAAUAAGUGGUUUGUUUCCAAAAGAAAACAUCUCUUGCAUAAUAAAGUUGAGGCUGCACAAUGUAUUGAAAUCAUUGAAGUUUCAAAGUCAAGAUAUUUGAAAAAUAUAAUCUUCCUCAGCCCUACUGGCACUUGAAUACUUGGUCAGGAAGCUACUGUUCAUCAAUGGAUUAAUAGCAGCAGAUGUUUAGGUGAGAGAUUGCGCCAAUAUAAUUUCUUCAAGUAAUCUCAUCUCGGUGUAUUCAAGGAUAACUCUUGGUGCAAGAAUGCCCAUUCCAGUGUAGCCUGUGAAUAGUGCAAAAGAAUAUUAAAAUUAAAAGACAGUAUGAUAAUGAAUAUCUUGAACAAAAGAAUGAUGACCAAAUGGUGCACAUUGGAUUUCACAUGAAAAUUCUGAAAUGAAAGAAAACAUGGCUAUAGGUAAUGAUUAUUCAUAAAUGCCUUUCAUGUGUCAUGAUAUGUAUGUACUUGACAAUGUUGAGUUCUGUAUUAUGUUGUAAAUAAAUUUUGUAUAUAACAUAGAAGUCUUUAUAACUUAGUAACUUUAUUAGCUUUGAGAUCAUUUUCCAAUGACCACGCGUGCAGACCAAUCUACGAGACUAAAUGAACAAAUUAAUUUUAAACUAUAGUAAUGGAUCCAGUGACUACUGAAUUAUGUAA
This is a messenger RNA of Lytechinus pictus (painted urchin), 3425 nucleotides long. Its product is annotated as DNA-directed RNA polymerase II subunit RPB7. The record is from RefSeq and is a predicted model, not a curated record. NCBI's taxonomy places the organism in Eukaryota, Metazoa, Echinodermata, Echinoidea, Temnopleuroida, Toxopneustidae. Gene Ontology annotation, biological process: transcription initiation at RNA polymerase II promoter; positive regulation of nuclear-transcribed mRNA poly(A) tail shortening; DNA-templated transcription. Gene Ontology annotation, cellular component: RNA polymerase II, core complex; P-body. Gene Ontology annotation, molecular function: single-stranded RNA binding; single-stranded DNA binding; translation initiation factor binding. The transcript is spliced from 7 exons. The coding region runs from base 784 to 1317 and encodes 177 amino acids.